ACGCGCAUCUGCAUGCGGUACUCGUAAAGCAGGAAGACAAUCAUUAUGAAUCAUAAUUCAAUGGAAAAACAGGUAGAAAUAACUAGAGAAGAAGAAUCGCCAUGAUGAUGGAUGAGCCCAAACCUAAUUGGCCCUCUUCGGUCCUCUGAAGACUCUUCCGGCGUGCGGAGCUCGGCUUGCUUGCCCUGGUCCUCCGCUCUUUGUCAGCAGGUUCGACAGCCGGGCGGGUCUCCGGGUCUUCUCCGAACCUACACUCGUUAGUUUAACAAGAGACCGGAUUGUCUGUUUUAACCUGGUACCGUCAGACCGGGACUGGCUGGACUGAACCGUCUUUUGUUGUGAGACAAACGCUCAUCAAGUUAUAAUCAAUUUAAUCAGCAUCAAUUAGAGCUCAAAUCAGCCGAUUGAUUUCAUCCCAGCUCCAUGACUAUGCCGUCCAUCCAGUGCUGGUUCUGGCUCUGAGAGGGAUUCCCCGCCGGCCUCGUCUGUCUUUUGUGCUAUUGUUCCCCGUCCCGUCUUGAUUUUGAUCCUGGCCCGGUUGCUGGGGGGUGCAGGCGAGGAACCAUGCCGGAGUGCGUUUCCGUGUCCGAGUUCGUGCAGGAGGUUCUGGAGGACUGGAGCUCGCCCACUACCUCCUCGUUCACCUCCAAGAUGGGCGGCUGCAGGAACACCGUCUACCUGCUGGAGGAGGCUCUGGACAGCGACCGCUUGUUGUUGCAGAAGAUGAAAAAAGCAUCUAAAGCCAAAUACACAUCAGGACAAGAGCAUGUGUCCCACCUGGAGCAGUACAUCCUGUCCAUGGAGAAACUGUCAAUCAACUGUCACUCCAACGGCGAGUCGGAGGUGGGCUCCGCCUUCUGCCGCCUGGCCGACUUCUCUAAGGAGCUUGUCUCGCCCCUGAAAAACCUGUUAAAGAGCAUGCUCCACAACAUCAACUUCUUCCUGGACUCUCUGGUAAAAGGCGACCUGCGGGAGGUGAAAGGGGAUCUGAAGAAGCCUUUCGACAGAGCUUGGCGAGACUAUGAGAACAGAUUCAAGCAGGUGGAAAAGGAGAAGCGCGAGUUGGCUCGUCAGUACGGCAUGGUGAGAAGCGAGGUGAGCGGCGGUGAGAUUGCUGAGGAGCUGGAGAAAGAAAGACGCUCCUUCCAGCUGAGCAUGUGUGAGUAUUUGAUCAAAGUCAAUGAGAUCAAGACAAAGAGAGGAGUGGACCUGCUGCAGAACCUCAUCAAACACUUCCACAGUCACAACAAUUUCCUGCAGGAAUGUGUCUCUACCACUCACAGGCUGAAGCAGUACAUGGAUGAGCUGAAUGGCGUGCUGACCUCGGUGAAACAGCGUCAAGAGGAGGAAAAACGUCAACUGGUGUCACUCAGAGAUCAACUGAGACCUGUUGUACACACGGAGCAGGAUACUUUACCUAAACAGCUGUACAACAUGCAUCAGCUGCUCGGAGAUAAACAGUAUGGAACAGAGAGAAGUGGAUUCCUUUACAAGAAGAGUGAUGGGUUGAGGAAAAUGUGGCAGAAAAGGAAAUGUUCAGUUCAUAACUGUUACCUGACCAUCGCACAUGCUACGCCAAACAAACCUCCCACCAGACUCAACCUGCUCACUUGUCAGGUCAAACCCAGCGUGGAGGACAAGAAAUGCUUUGACCUCAUCUCUCCAGAUAAUCGCACCUACCACUUCCUGGCGGAGGAUGAAGCAGAGUGUGUGGCCUGGAUCUCGGUGCUUAGCAACAGCAAACAGGAAGCUCUGACGGUGGCGUUGGAUGGAGGCAGGAAAGCAGGCGCAGAGAGCAGCAUGGAGGAGCUGACCCGCUCCAUCACUGAUGACAUCAAACGCAUGCCUGGAAACAACAGCUGCUGCGACUGUGGAGCUCCAGACCCUGGCUGGGUAUCAACUAACUUGGGCAUCCUGACGUGCAUCGAGUGUUCCGGGGUCCACAGGGAGAUGGGCGUCCACGUCUCCAGGAUCCAGUCCCUCAGUCUGGACAGUCUCGGUACUUCCGACCUGCUGUUGGCCAGAAACGUUGGUAACUCUGGUUUUAAUGAGAUACUGGAGGCAAACCUGCUGAGUCCGUCACUGAAGCCAUCGCAACACAGCCACAUGACGGAGCGUAAAGACUUCAUUCAGUCAAAGUAUCAGGACGUUCACUUUGUGAGGCGGAGUCACAGCUCAUCCACAGCGCUGCGAAUCCUGCAGGAGGCCACCAAGAGCUGUGACAUUUACAGUCUGAUCCAGCUGUACGCCCAGCGCACCGAGCUCAGCCACCCACUACUCUCUCACAUACAAGAGAAAGGGGAGACGGCGCUUCACCUUGCCGUCCUAUUGGCUGACAGGACGUCUCUACACAUUUUGGACUUCCUGGCUCAGAACUGCUCCAAUGUGGAUGUACAGACGGUGGCUGGGAAUACAGCGCUGCACUACAGUUGUCUGCACAACAAGAGUGACUGUGUGAAGCUGCUGCUGAGGGCCAGAGCCAACACGCACAUCAAGAAUGAGCUAGGUGAGACAGCACUGGAUGUGAGCCGCAGGUUGAAGCACAGCCACUGUGAAGUGCUGCUGCAACAGGCACAGUCUAACCAGUUUGACCAUCAUGUCCAUGUGGAGUAUGAGUGGAGGCUUCGUCAUGAUGACGUCUAUGACAGUGAUGACGACUUUGAUGACAAGAAUGGUCCUGUAAAGAAAGAACGUUCCUCCUCCUCCUUCUCCUUCCCCUCACGGCCUUUCAGCUUUGGUCACUCCUCAUCCUCUUCCUCCACGACCACCCCACCAUGCACGGGUUCGUCAGGAGGAUCUGCCCCAGCAGGUGGAGGUAGUGGUGGCUUGCUCAGCGUGGGACGCAGGCUAGCCAUGGCCAUGGAGCAUCACAGUCGUCCCCCAGCCUCAGCGGCCAGCCCCCCUCCACCGCCCCCCUCCUCACCCGCUCCACCACUGCCCCCUAGGGUCAAAGCUCCCAGCGUUCCACCCCCUCCUCCUCCUCCAGCUUGGAGGGAGGGGGUUGGCGAGGAAGAGGAGCAUGAGGGGGAGGUAUUCUUCCCCCUGACAGGAAGCAGGAAGACAACCCCACCCCCACCUGUUGCCGCACGCCACAAGAGGAGCUGCUCCGAGUCUAGCAAGCACGAGUAUGGGAUACCAGCCAGUCUCAGGAUCUACAGUGGUGCAGAUUCCUCCUUCAAGUGUGUCCCGUCUUCUCCUCUUGGCUCGCUGACUGAACGACCAGAUGGAGGUACUUGCUGUCCAGAAACAUCCAAAAGAGCUUUCCGGAGGACGGAGAGUGACACAAGCUCCUCCCACUUCUUGCACCACACCAGAAGGACCUCCCCAAACGGCUCUCCAACCAAUCAGCGCUCGCAGAGUUUUGAGAGCACCAGCAGAGGCUCUGCCCCUCAGCCGCUCCCUCGCAGGUCAUUGCCUCGGGGCGCGGGGUCCACUCGAAGGGUUCGGGCUCUGUACGACUGUGAGGCAGAUCAUCAUGAUGAGCUCAGCUUCAGCGAGGGACAAGUUCUAGUGGUCAUGGGACAGGAAGAUCGUGACUGGUGGCACGGUUAUAUUGAAGAGGAACCAGACCAGAGAGGCUUGUUCCCAUCUUCCUUUGUGCAGCUGCUCUCAGACUGAUGUCACCAUCUUUGUAGAACCAACCUUGGACCAGCACCUCAAUACCACACCACUGCCAGUCCACACAGACCAGAGCCCCCUCAGGAGAACCAAAUCCAUGUCCACAAGGCGGUACCAGCAGAGCUCUACAACCUGCCACAGCUGCAUUGUUUUAGUCUGAAGACUGUAUUUGCUGUUAGCUUCGUAUUCAUAGCAACCGGUGGCUCAUGCCCUCCCAUCACCAUGGAAACGUUUAGUGCAGGUGACCUUUCCAUGAGGGCUCAACAGGACACCAGAGUUGCAUCCCGGAUGGCUGAUGUGAGUGACCAAUCAGCAAGGGCUCUUCAAAAUAACAGUCCAACUGGAGAUUUUAUUUUGAAGUUCACCUUAAUUGUAUUUAUUUUUAUUUAUUUUGUUUGGACACAUAUCUGUUAGGACACACUUUGGUGCUAUUUGUCUUCUUUGUCCUGGUUACAAAGGAUAGUGGGAAACCAAAGCACAAAUACACUCUCACAGCAGCCUUGAGGACAUUGUCAACAUCAGGGGAGGAGGAGCCUAACAGGGCGUGGCUGACGCUUCCAGCUGCCUUUAAGUAGCAAGUCACUUCCUGCCUUCAGCAACAAAUAAAUGACUACAUGACUGCACCAAAGCAUUCUUAAUGAGCAUCACACUAGAAAUAUGUACAUUCCAAAAGAAAGUCAGAACAUUAUGACAAAGUUGUCCUUGCUAGAUGAAAUUGUGAUGUUCCAAGAAUAAAAUAUUUGAAAAAGUAAUUUAGACGUAAAAGCAUACCAUACAAUCAGCUGGUAAAAUCAAUAAAAACUAAAUAAAAACAUUACUGGUUGAUGCACCAAGACAUCAUUUGCAACUAUGUUUCUUUUUCUACUUAGAAAAAUAAUGACUUUAUUUUCAUAACAUACCAUAACUGCAUCUUUAUCGUAUGUUUUUUGUCCCGUUCAUGAAAAAAAGUCAAAUCACAAGCUCACCUGGAAUUUGAAUAAAUAACAAUUGACUUUAAAACUGUUUUUGACAAGGCUUUUUGGACUUUUAAAAAAUCUUGAUUUAGUUUCAGCCCAGAGGGCAACAGUGGAGUCAUGUUAUUUUUUUUUUUUAUAAAAAUGUUCCUUCAAAGUCAACACUAAAUAUCUGAAAGUUAGCAAUUUGCUCUGUGUAAGUUUUGGUCAUUGAAUUUUCUUUUCAUGAAUGACAGAACAAAAAAAGAUUGGUUCAUUUGAAUUUCAUUUUGAUAAGCAAAAUAUUCAAAUAUUCAAUAAUACAAUUCAAAUAUAAAACACUUAUUUCUAAAAGCAAUAACUACAUUUAAAUAAACAUUUAAAUUGAUUUGUAUUGUUUAUAAUGGUUGUUUGUCUAUAUGUGCCCUGCGAUUGGCUGGCGACCAGUCCAAGGUGUACCCCGCCUGUUGCCCGAAGUCAGCUGGGAUAGGCUCCAGCAUGCCCCCGCGACCCUAAUGAGGAAGAAGCGGUAUAGAAAAUGGAUGGAUGUAUUGUUUAUAUAACAAAAAAUAAAAUCUGACCAAAAAGAGAUAGUUUAGCCUCCAAAGCUGUGCUUUUAUUUUGAAGACUUUACCGGAUACAGAAAGUGUUGCCGAAAUCAUUGGGAGGUUGCGGUUCUUGUAGUGAAUUGUGCAUAAAGAAAGCUUGCCUGCGAAAUACGCCUUGCUGUCUGCUUGAACCCAUCCAUCUAUUUUCAAUACCGCUUGUCUUCAC
This is a messenger RNA of Dunckerocampus dactyliophorus (ringed pipefish), 5324 nucleotides long. RefSeq names its product un-named sa1614. The transcript is spliced from 28 exons. Gene Ontology annotation, biological process: positive regulation of GTPase activity. The coding region runs from base 565 to 3618 and encodes 1017 amino acids. Lineage: Eukaryota; Metazoa; Chordata; Actinopteri; Syngnathiformes; Syngnathidae. Gene Ontology annotation, molecular function: GTPase activator activity; protein binding. Gene Ontology annotation, cellular component: cytoplasm. The record is from RefSeq and is a predicted model, not a curated record.